UAAAAUAGAAAAAAAGAUGAAGGCGGAAAAGAACAGUUAGGACAGUUGACAUGAAUCCUAACGCCAAUGCUUCGGCUUCUCCGCUCCGACACCACAUGUCGCAGUUGCACGCAUCUUCACUUGCCCACCACUCACACGUGGCGAUUUCUGCCUCACGUUUCAAGCCUGCUUGGGUCCAUCUCCGCCGUGCGUCGGCUGUUUUUCCCUCGACUCGUCCCCUCUUGCAGCUAUGUGUACGACCACGCCUCUCCGUCAGAAGCUGCAGCGCACUCCCAUUUCUGGAUCUCAAAGGUGGCCAAGGAAUGGGUGUGUUCUAUGAAGUUGAGCUCAAAGUUCGUGAUUACGAGUUGGAUCAGUAUGGAGUAGUGAACAAUGCUGUCUAUGCAAGUUACUGCCAGCACGGUCGUCAUGAACUUUUGGAAAGGAUUGGCAUCAGUGCUGAUGCUGUUGCCCGCACAGGGGAUGCAUUAGCACUAUCAGAAUUGUCCCUCAAAUUCCUUGCACCUCUAAGAAGUGGUGACAGAUUCAUUGUAAAGGUGAGGGUCUCUGGCUCUUCGGCUGCUCGGCUAUACUUUGAACACUUCAUCUUCAAACUGCCAAGUCAAGAGCCUAUUUUGGAAGCAAAGGCUACCGCAGUUUGGCUUGACAAAAACUAUCGUCCUGUCCGUAUUCCAUCAGAGAUGAGGUCUAAAUUUGUUCAAUUUAUGCGCCAUGAGGAUUCUAACUAAUUUUACUGGACACUCCAUACCUAGAAAGAAUUUCAGGUGUGAGGACCCAUUGGUGUAUGUAUUAUCUGCUUGUUUGUUCAAGUUUUUCCCUUGUAAAAAGGAGGGAAAAAGCUUAUAGCCAAAAAUUACAAUUCAGCAAAGAAAUUUGUUCGAGCUUGAAAAA
Molecule: messenger RNA, 891 nt
Organism: Juglans microcarpa x Juglans regia
Lineage: Eukaryota; Viridiplantae; Streptophyta; Magnoliopsida; Fagales; Juglandaceae
Product: acyl-acyl carrier protein thioesterase ATL3, chloroplastic-like
Exons: 5
Coding region: 51-728 (225 amino acids)
Cellular component (GO): chloroplast
Molecular function (GO): fatty acyl-[ACP] hydrolase activity
Source: RefSeq, a predicted model, not a curated record